This is a messenger RNA of Onychostoma macrolepis, 1897 nucleotides long. Its product is annotated as regulator of G-protein signaling 4. The transcript has 5 exons. NCBI's taxonomy places the organism in Eukaryota, Metazoa, Chordata, Actinopteri, Cypriniformes, Cyprinidae. Bases 688 to 1182 code for a protein of 164 amino acids. The record is from RefSeq and is a predicted model, not a curated record.
AAGUCAUUUGAGAGAUUUACGAGAGGAACAGACCCAAAUUUAAUGCCAAAUAUUUCUGCAUGAAGACACUUGGACUUUAAGUAUAGUGUGCCAGUUGUUUGGACUACUUUUCUGGUGCUUCUCUGACAUUUUCAAAGCCCAACAGUGUCCAUUUCCCCAGCAUCUUGCACGUCCAUUUCGUUCAGUUUUCCAACAAGGUCUGAAACAGAAAAUUAUGCAACAGUCUCCCACAAUAACGUUCACUUAGUUUAAAUGCAUUAUCACUAUCACUACAAUCAACAAUUAUUGCUUAACAAGUGACACUGCAGUGACUGCAUGGAAACAAGCUAUUCUGUGAACUGAUGAACAGAACAGGCUACGAUCAGAUAACCUACAAUGCACACCUGUUGCUUUCAGUCACUGUUCCCGACACAAACACAGGUGAUACACACAGAUACACGCUUUCUGAAGAAAACCGCUGUCAGCUGCUGUCCACACCACCUGUACAGCGUCAAUACAAUGCAAUGAUUAGAGCUUGUGAUAUGGACAGUCAUUGUGUGGUGUGUCACCCAACAGCUGUCUGUGUUGUUUCACGAUCUCAGGAUCAGAUUAAUGUCUCUAUAUAACAGCAGGACACAGAGACAGAGAGGGUCAAGCGGAGCUGGAGACAUUUGAUCUUUCCUUUGAGGUUCAUUCAGACAUUGCGUGAUGUGUAAGGGGCUGUCUGCCAUCCCCUCCUCAUGCCUGGAGAAGGCGAAGGGCAUGAGGGUCAAACUGUCCCACCUGGCCGAAAAGCAGGAGUGGGUUUACAAACACAGAGCGCAUGAGGAGAAGCUGCCUCAGGACCUGGAGUCUCUGCUCAACAGCAAGCCGGGGCUCCAGGCGUUCCGCUGGUUCCUGCGCUCCGAGUUCAGCGAGGAGAACCUGGAGUUCUGGCUGGCGUGUGAAGAGUACAGGAGCGCAUCCGGGUCCAGACUGGCGGCGAGAGCCCACAGCAUCUACAACCAGUUCAUCAACCCUGAUGCUCCUCGGGAGGUGAAUCUGGACAGUGAGACCCGCGAGGCGUUGAUGGGGCUGAUGGAGGAUCCCACAGCGGACACGUUCGAUGAGGCUCAGCAACGGAUCUUCUCCCUGAUGGCCAAAGACUCAUUCCCACGUUUCCUGCGCUCCUCUUACAGCCAGCAGCCUCUCAAAGUCCUGUGAGACACGCUGUGCUGUCAAACCCUGCGUAUCUGAGGUCUCGACUAGCCCUGUAGUGACGCAUGAGCCACAGUCAGGUAGAAUAUAGUUUAGUAGGAUGUACUAACUUUGCCUUUAUAUCUUUAAACCUAAUAAAGUUAUUUGGGUCAAAAUGGAAUUGUUUUGAAUUGUCAAUCACACACUGAGAGCCAAUCAGAGAUCUGGAAGCUCAAGGUCACCAGACAAUCAAAGCUGAACAAAGAAAAUAAAGCAGGCAGAGAAUCACAGCACGUCCUUGACCACAGGAAAACCUUCAGGGAUUUUACACUCGCAGCCUAAUAAAGUGAGUGAGUGCGGCUGCUUAACAGUGGAAAAAUAUAUUUUUGACCCUGGAGCACAAAACCAGUCAUAAAGCGCACAGUAGAUUUGAAGCAAUAGCCAAAAACACAUUGUAUGGGUCAAAAUUAUCAUCUUUUCUGUCAUUUUAUGUCAAAAAUCAUUAGGAUAUUAAGUAAAUAUCAUGUUCCAUGAAGAUAAUUUGUAAAUUUCCUACCGUAAAUAUAUCAAAACUUCAUUUGGACAACUUUAAAAUAUUUAGAUUUUUUUGCACCCUCAGAUUCCAGAUUUGCAAAUAGUUGUAUCUCGACCAAAUAUUGUCCCAUCAUAACAAACCAUACAUCAAUGGAAAGCUUAUUUAUUCAACUUUUCAGAUGAUGUAUAAAUCUCAAUUUCAAAAAAU